Molecule: messenger RNA, 798 nt
Organism: Rhodofomes roseus
Lineage: Eukaryota; Fungi; Basidiomycota; Agaricomycetes; Polyporales; Fomitopsidaceae
Exons: 3
Coding region: 201-620 (139 amino acids)
Source: RefSeq, a predicted model, not a curated record
AUGAUCCUUGGUUGGUAUGAGCUCUGAUAUGCUCGGAAGAGCAUAAUCUCCGUCGGUGCGCGCGGACAACAGCGGGAUCAUCCUCUCGGGUCAUGGUGAUGAUUCGCCGUGUUCCUUGAGGGAUAUAAGACGGCUUCGCCAGGACACCACCUAUAUCGCUCUUCGUAUCUCAGCUCCGUCAUACGAACUUCGAGACAAUCAUGCAAUUCAACAUCAAAAUCGCCGCGCUCCUCGCCGUACUCGUGGCCCCGCACGCGCUCGGCCAAACGCUCUACUCCAUCUCCUAUGACACAUCCUACGAUACCGCUAGCACUCCCACCGCUUCUGCGAUGUGCGGCAGCCAGCUCACCUCCGAAGGGUACGCGACCUACGGCUCCAUUCCAACCUUCCCGUCGCUCGGCGGGUCCGCGAACAUCACCGGCCCCGACUCCGCGCUGUGCAGCCAAUGCGUCGUCUUCGAGUUCGCGGGGAACUUCGCUGGCGUAAAGCUGAUCAACUCGGCCGGGGGCUCGGGCUGGGACUUCGUCAUCUCGGAGGAGGCGAUGAACACGUUGACGAAUAACGUCACGAUUUACCCGCACGUCAAUGCGCGCAUCGUGCAGGGGCCCUACAGUUGCUGAUUAUUCGUCUCCACGUUGAGAUUCUUUGUUUCGGGCGAGAGGGUCCGGGGCAGUUGUGUGUCCACGCGCUAUGUAGAAGCUGCUCAGUGAUUCCACCCCAGACACGUCUUGCAUGGUUGUUUGAGUGCUCUAUUCAGUUCCAUAAGGCGCGUUCAAGUGAUCUGAAAUGCUCUCGACG